GCACUUUGCUAGCAGCUUCGCGGAGGGCUUCUCUUUCUCUCCUCGUUGCUUGAUCGUGACGACGAAGGGGAGGGAAAUCGCGAGGAGCGCCCACACGUGCAACGCAUCGACGCUGUGACUCUUCAAGGCAAGGCCGCCGCGCAUUUUCCACAUUUUCGCGGCAGGGCCGCGCUAGGAUCCAGCAACAACAGGGCAAGGAAGGAGGAGCGCCAUAGCUAGGCGCCGGCAGGGACGCGAGCGAUGAAAGCGCCGUCGAUAUUCUCCUGCCUCUACAAUCUCCCCGGCCAUUGCCUGCUCCAGAGCAAUCCCGCGCGGCUGGGCUUCUCGGAUCUUCCUCCGGCGCCUCCCGCGGAGGAAAUCAUCCCCACAGAGGACACGCAUGCCAAAUUGUUUGCCACAGAGCCGGUGUCGUUGCCCGGAGGGAUUAUCCUUCUCAAGGGCCGGAUCACGAACAGCGAUGUUGCUGGCAUCCCCAGCGCUGAUCUAGUUCCUGGAACGUACGAAGGUAAGCUGUUGCUUUCUGAUUCGUAUGAUCAAGUGGGCAUUGCUGACGACUUUUCUCUUCUCUCUUCUCCAGGAGGAUUGAAGCUCUCGGAAUGCGCCACCGAUCUCGUCGACACGCUGCGACGUGAGAUCCAAGACGGGCAGCUCUCGUUUCGAGGAAAGCGGGUGCUUGAGCUCGGUUGCGGGCAUGGACUUCCAGGCGUGUUCGCUUGCAUCAAGGGUGCCUCCACAGUCCACUUCCAGGACUUCAACAUUGAAGUUGUCAAGCGGCUGACGAUCCCAAACGUGUCAGCUAAUCUGGACUAUGCCCGCGCACGAAUCUCUCGCCACAAUGGCUCGCUCACCCCGACGAGGAGCAUGGCCGUGUCGCCCGACCUCCGCUACUUCUCCGGCGACUGGGCCGACGUCCAGAACCUCCUCUCCCAGGCCAGUCCACCCGACUUGGACAACGACACCAACGUCGACUUUGGAUUCAGCUUCGACUACUCGUCCCGGCCAUCGACGCCGCUCGGCGAGCACUCGAGGCCAUCGACUCCGUCGACUCCGGUGGGCGACAGGGAGCCUUCGCGGCCGUCGACGCCAACCGAGAAUGGUGGACGCUCCAGGAGGCGCUCGAACGGGAGCCGGGCUUUCGAGAGCAGUCGAGAAUGCAGCGGGUACCAAGAGGAUGGCUACGACAUCAUCCUCAUGUCCGACACCAUUUACAGCUCCUCGUCUCUCUCCAAGCUUUACACCCUGCUCAAAAAGUGCCUCAGGCCUUACUACGGUGUCGUGUACGUAGCGGCGAAGAAGCACUACUUUGGACGUGGCGGUGGCAGCCGGCAGUUCAAGAACAUGGUCGAAGACGAUGGCAUUCUAGGCGCUCAUCUCGUUGCAGAGUUUCCCGAUGGCUAUUCGAGCACGCGGGAAGUGUGGAAGUUCUUCUUCAGGUAGAGAUUCUUUUGCUCGUCCGGUACAUCGCUGACUGUAGGGGAGAUCCCUCUCUCACGAUUCGAGUGUUUUGCGGGGAUUUGCCACGUCUUGACACGGCAAAUCUAGUUUAGAAAUCCCCGGCACCUGGCAUUUGUAACCCAAAGCGUCAAGUCGGCCUUCUCGUGGAUAUGAUCCAAGUGGAAGUAUUCUAAAAUUUGAUUACCUCUCAGCUCCGCAGAGGCAGGGGAUCUUCUGAUCCUCGUGAGGAAAUUUGUAGUCGUAUGUAAGCUCGGUCCCGGGAGCAAUGUGUGUUCUUGCGUAAAUAAAAACACGUUUCUGUC
Messenger RNA from Selaginella moellendorffii, 1757 nucleotides. Its product is annotated as histidine protein methyltransferase 1 homolog. Lineage: Eukaryota; Viridiplantae; Streptophyta; Lycopodiopsida; Selaginellales; Selaginellaceae. The transcript has 7 exons. The record is from RefSeq and is a predicted model, not a curated record. The coding region runs from base 241 to 1437 and encodes 398 amino acids.